CUCCUUUCCUUCCCUCCUCCCCUCCCUCCUGUCUCCGGAUCUCCCUCAAUCCCACUCUCCUCCUCUUCCUCUCUCCUCCUCCCUCCGGACGCCAGGCUCCUCCGCACCCCCUCCCCUGGGAACCCCGCUGGCUACUGUUUCUUCACUUUCGUAGUUUUCCCCUUUCUCUGCUUUCCGUCUUCUCCCUCUUUCCCUCUGUCUUCACCCUCAGCUCCUUUGCCCAUCUCUGUGUCCCACCUCUCCCCCUCUACUUCCUCUCCGCCCACCCCCAGUCUCACCCCCAGGGCCUCUGGAGCCUCUCCUUCCUGUUCUCUGGCCCCAGCGCUCCGCACCCUUACCUCAACGCGGUCAUGGCCACCAUCCCAGACUGGAAGCUACAGCUGCUAGCCCGGCGACGGCAGGAGGAGGCAGCCCUUCGUGGCCGGGAGAAGGCAGAGCGGGAGCGUCUGUCCCAGAUGCCAGCCUGGAAGCGGGGGCUCCUGGAGCGCCGCCGGGCCAAGCUUGGUCUGUCUCCUGGGGAGCCUAGCCCUACACCUGGGACUACAGAGGCUGGACCUCCAGACCCAGACGAGUCGGCUGUCCUCCUAGAGGCCAUUGGGCCAGUGCACCAGAACCGAUUCAUUCGGCAGGAGCGCCAGCAGCAGCAGCAGCAGCAGCAGCAGCAGCAGCAGCAGCAGCAGCAGCGUAAUGAAGAACUACUUGCAGAAAGAAGGCCCGGGACUUUGGAGGCCAGGGAGCAGAGACCCAGCCCUGGGGAGAUGCGGGAUCAGAGCCCCAAGGGAAGAGAGUCGAGAGAAGAUCGGCUCAGUCCCAGGGAGGCCAGAGAGAAGAGGAUAGGGGGAGCCCGAGAGUCGAGCCCCAGGCCUUUAGAGGCUUGGGACUGGAGGCAGAGCCCAGGAGAGGCUGGAGACAACAGCUCCAGACUGUCAGAAGCGCGGAAAUGGAGGCUGAGCCCGGGAGAAACUCCAGAGUGGAGUCUGAGACUGGCAGAGCCUGGAGAACAAAGCCCGAGGAGAAAAGAGGUGGUGGAAAGUAGACUGAGCCCAGCGGAGUCUGACAACCAGAAGAUGGGCCUGACAGAGGCCCAUAAAUGGAGGCCCGACUCUGGAGAGUCUCAGGAACAGAGUUUGGUACAACUGGAGAUAUCAGAGUGGAGGCCGAGCUUAGAAAAAAGAAAAGACUGCUCAGAGGAAUGUGGGAGAAAAGAGAGGCCAAUUCCAACGCUGGCCUCAGAAGAGAUUACAGAGCUGUCAGAGACCCUGAGUAGGGAGGCUCCAGACAGCAGCUCUGGAGAAGUGGAGGCAGCAGAACAAAGGCGUAGCCCUGUGCAGGAUGGUGAGAGGGGACUGAGGCUGACAGAAGGAUGGAAAUGGACUCUGAAUUCUGGGAAGGUUCGAGAAUGGACACCCAGGGACACAGAGACUCAAAUUCAGAAACCAGUCCCCCCAGAGUCUGCUGAGAAGUAUCUGGGGCCCUUUGGUACAGAGGCUGGAGAAGGCGAGGCUGAGAAGGAGAAGGCGGGGGCUCUGGGCAGGCCUUUGAGAACCCUGCAGAACUGCAGCUCUGUGCCCUCCCCCUUCCCACCAGAGGACGCUGGGACUGGAGGCUCUAGAGGGCAGGAAGAGGAAGCAGUGCAACCCCGGCCCCCACCAGCAGCCCCUCUGUCUCCCCCACCCCCAGCCCCACCUGCCCCCCAGUCCCCUGGGGAUCCCCUCAUGAACCGACUGUUCUAUGGGGUGAAGGCAGGGCCAGGGGUGGGGGCCCCUCGCCGCAGUGGACACACCUUCACAGUCAACCCCCGGCGGUCCCUGCCCCCUGCAGCCCCCACCACUCCUCCGGCCACCCCAGCCACAGCUGAUGUUGCAGUCCCCGGACCUGGGAAGAAGCGGUACCCAACUGCUGAGGAGAUCUUGGUUCUGGGGGGCUACCUCCGUCUCAGCCGCAGCUGCCUUGUCAAGGGGUCCCCUGAAAGGCAUCACAAACAGCUCAAGAUCUCCUUCAGCGAGACAGCAUUGGAGACCACGUAUCAAUACCCCUCUGAAAGUUCAGUGCUGGAGGAGCUGGGCCCAGAGCCUGAGGCUCCCAGUACCCCCAGCCCCCCAGCGGCCCAACCCGAUGACGAAGAGGAUGAGGAAGAGUUGUUGCUGCUACAACGGGAGCUCCAGGGCGGCCUGCGCACCAAGGCCCUGAUCGUGGAUGAGUCCUGCCGGAGGUGACCCUCUUCCAACAUAGGGUCUAUACCUUCCCCUUUCCCAGAACUGAAGAUCCUGGAGCCCAGAAGAUUGAGAACAGAGAAACCCUGAACAUGAGCUUGGAAGGGAAGGCAACUGACAUCUUCCAACUUGCUUUCCUCAUCCUGUUUAUAGGGGCAGAGUAGUUACCCAGUUUCCACAUUCACCAAAGGUCUCUGAUGUGAGUGCAUCAGACAUGCUGGUGCACCCUGGGUGAUUCAAGAGUGAGCAUCAAGUCCUGGGGAGGAGCACAGAGCUCAUGGGGGUGAGGGGUUGGGGGAGGGAGAUGAAGCACCUCUUACAUCUCCAUGGACAGAGUACACUCUCCAGCCUUCCUUUACUCCCCACCACCCCUUGAGGGCUCUUACAGUUUAAACACUCAUCCUGGGCAGCCUGCCCCCAUUCUAUUUACAGGCCCCUCUCCUUCCUGUUCCUUAGGUCACUGCCCCUUUGUUUACAGCUCCUGCCACCUCCCUUGACCACCAGCCUGGUUUACAAACCCCACUAGCUCCCAGCCCUACCUGCCAAAGUCCCAGGUUUACAACCACACCUACAUGUUGAGUCUAUGUGGAAUCCUCUCCCCUGUGCCUGGCAGCUGCCUCAUUGGGGGUGUGGCUUCUUCCACUUUUGCUCAGUCUGUACCUCUGUUUUCCCCAAGAGGAAAGUCUGGGAAUCCUAACCCUAACCUUGUACCCCCAUUUAGUUAUUUAAUUCUGUUCCUCCUAGUGGUUCACAAUUGAAUUGCAAGGGUGUGGAGUGACAAUGCACCUCAACUCUUCUCUCCCAUUUCUCCUUCCUUAUCAACUGCCUGUUUGGUUUUUUUUUUGUUGUUUGUUUGUUUGUUUUGAAGUUUUCCAUAAUAAAAUGGAGAUCUCUCCAA
Felis catus (domestic cat) is the source of this 3111-nucleotide messenger RNA. RefSeq names its product protein phosphatase 1 regulatory subunit 18 (gene PPP1R18). Gene Ontology annotation, molecular function: phosphatase binding. The transcript is spliced from 4 exons. Bases 351 to 2216 code for a protein of 621 amino acids. NCBI's taxonomy places the organism in Eukaryota, Metazoa, Chordata, Mammalia, Carnivora, Felidae. The record is from RefSeq and is a predicted model, not a curated record.